Molecule: messenger RNA, 1137 nt
Organism: Eruca vesicaria subsp. sativa (arugula)
Lineage: Eukaryota; Viridiplantae; Streptophyta; Magnoliopsida; Brassicales; Brassicaceae
Source: the annotation of a GenBank genome assembly
AUCGUCUUCUCUCUCUCUCUCUCUCUCUCUCUCUCUCUCUCAUUCGGCGGAUUAUUACAGAGGAGAGAUGGAUCAGAUAAUGAACAAGGUUGGCUCUUAUUGGUUAGGACAAAAGGCUAACAAAGAGUUCAACUCAGUUGGUGACGAUUUCAAUUCAUUGUCUAGCAGUAUUGAAGGAGGAACCAAGUGGUUAGUCAACAAACUCAAAGGAAAAAUGCAGAAGCCAUUGGCUGAGUUGCUUAAAGAAUUUGGUUUACCUGUUGGGAUCUUUCCACAGGACGCCACAAACUACGAGUUCAAUGAAGAGACAAGUAAGCUGACUGUUUUCAUCCCUGAGACCUGCGAGGUUGGGUACAGAGAUUCAUCGGUUCUGCGGUUUUCAACUACGGUAACUGGCUACCUGGAGAAAGGGAAGCUAGCUGAAGUGGAAGGCUUGAAAACAAAGGUGAUGAUUUGGGUUAAAGUUACUUGUAUCUCUGCAGACCCAUCAAAGGUAUAUUUCACAGCAGGGAUGAAGAAAAGCAGGAGCAGAGAUGCUUAUGAGGUUAUACGUCCUGGUGUUGUUGUUGAUAAAUUCUAACUUAUGGAUCAGUUAUGAUACAACUAAUAAUACAAACUUUUCCAAGUUAGUUUUUUUUGUGUGUAUGCUUUUAACACCUUGUGUUGUUAAACUAAACCUGACGAAGCAAACCUAGUAGCUAAUGUAUAAGAAUGUUUACUUUAAUUUUGUUGCAGUAAGCAGAGAUCAGUCACAAACUUUGUAUCUCUCUGUAUACAUUUCACAAAAUAUAUAACAAGUAGAGAAGCAAAUAGGUAAUGUGAGUGAAGGUAAGAGUUUAGUGUUGGUCAUGGAGUAGUUUGAAAUAAGUAUUUGGAAGCUUCAUAAUUGUCAAUCAAUAUUCAAAAAAGUGCUUAGAUGGUAAUUAGACUCUGUAUAAGAGAUUAUUGAUUAUGCAGACCAAUCUUUUUAAAAAUGUUAUGUUUAAGUCCUAAUUCCCGCCAAGGCAGACACUAAACACAGCAUAGACCAAUUUUUAGUCCAAUAGAAAAUAGGUCAAAGACUCGGUGAUACCAACAGCAAGAAGGCAAAACAAAGGCCUACAAAGUCUAAGAACAAGUAACUCAAUAGCAAAAUGC